This is a messenger RNA of Chenopodium quinoa (quinoa), 2054 nucleotides long. RefSeq names its product protein FATTY ACID EXPORT 3, chloroplastic-like. Gene Ontology annotation, cellular component: membrane. Lineage: Eukaryota; Viridiplantae; Streptophyta; Magnoliopsida; Caryophyllales; Amaranthaceae. Bases 562 to 1566 code for a protein of 334 amino acids. The record is from RefSeq and is a predicted model, not a curated record. The transcript has 6 exons.
GAAAGUGGUUGGACAAUAUAAAAAAGAAAACGGGCUUAAAGUAUUAGGUUGAAAUUCGGUUUUCGAUUUUAAACCCCAAACCGAAUUCAAUCUAUAAUCCAUAUUUUUAAAUUUUUCAAUCUGAUUCAAUCCAGUUUCGGUUCGGAUCGAUUUUAAACCGAAUUACUUCACCCCUACAAGCUACCUUGAAUACCCAGACUACUCGGCUCAUUAACAACCCAUUGAACCCAACACCCCUAGUGGCCCUAGUAAACAUGUAAAAUAAAUGGGACCCAAUUUGAUUACAUGUCAAAAAAGAAACACCUACGUGUCAAUUUACAACAGAAAGAAAAAAAAAAACAAAACUUUUCUCUCUCCUCACUCUUUCAGUUUUCCAUAUCAGAGAGAGGGCGCAAGUUUGUCACUCUCACAAAAAUCUGAGGGUUCCUUCAUUCCUUUCUUUCUUCAACCUUUUUAUACUUACCGUUACCUACUCAAACUCACCUUCCUUCUUUUCCUCUUUCCUCCAUUUUCUCUCUCCUCAUUUUUCAAAUUUUUCUGGUACAAUUUUACGCCUAAAUUAUGAUGACUCCUGAAUGUUUCUCUCUCACAAACCCUAACCCUAAUUUGGGUGGAAUUUCAUUGAAGAAUAAGCUCUCUUCUUCAUCAAUGGCGUCCUUUUCGUUUGCUCCGCCUACGUCGUCAUUUUCUGUGCGAUUUGAAUCAAUCAAUCGUCGUCGAAGAGCGUUGCUGGUUUCUGGUAUGGCAGCGUCGCCGAAGGGGUUAACUGGGUCCUGCUUACCGAGUCGAUAUCGGCAGAAGAAGAACCUUUCCGUUGUUUUUGCUGCUUCUCACGAAGAAUCUUCCUCGGAAGCGGAAAUUGAUACGGAGAAGGAUGAUAUUAACAAAGGUGGUAAAGCGUCUCAGGAAGCUUGGGAACAAGCUUUAGCAUCUUUUAAAGAGCAAGCCUUAAAGCUACAAAGUGUUUCACAAGAAGCAUAUGAAGUAUAUAUGAAAAAGGCAGUUGUUACACUGAAGGACACUGCCGAUAAAUUGAAGAUUCAAGCUGAUCAAGCAAGGCAGGAUUUAAGUGUAAUGACAGUAGAGUUGAGUGAAGAGGGUAGACAAUAUCUUGCUACAGCAGCAGAGAACUCCCCGGAACCUGUGAAGGAUGUAGUGGAGACCUUUGCUUCUGCUCGUGAUCUAGAUGAUGUAUCUAAAGUCCGUGAUUUCUAUAUAGGGAUACCAUAUGGGACAAUUCUGUCUGUUGGUGGCUUCCUUAACUUUAUGAUAACUGGAAGCCUUUCUUCCAUUAGGUUUGGUGUGAUCCUUGGGGGUAUUCUUUUGGCAUUGAGCGUAUCAAGUCUAAGAUCAUGGAGGAAAGGGGAGUUUAGUGAUACGACUUUGAAAGGGCAGGCAGCAAUUGCUAGCAUUCUAUUUUUAAGGGACGCGCGCUUGGUGUUUGAGGGGUUGACAUUUUUUGGACUUCUGAAAACAAUCAUCAGUGGGGCAGUUGCAGCUUUCUUCAUAUAUAGGAUUACCUAUGACAAGAGGCAACCAAAUAUUGAUGGGGAGGCAACCAGUUAAAGCGUAGAUUAGAACCUACUGUUUUUUUUCAUCAAACAACCACCAGAUGACACGUGAUGCUAACGCAGAUCUCAGAGUUCAAUUGAGGUUGAGGAUGCUCAGUUGUGUGCAAGAUCUUGGAAGUUUCAAUCAACUAUAGAAGCAAGUCCAUAAUUUUAAAAAAUUUGUUGUAUUUACCCUUUCUGUGUCCCGAUUUAAAUUUGUUCAAAACGCAGGUCUCUUAGCAUGUAAUAAUAAGCAUGUGUGUUGGCCUUUGCUGGCACAUGAAGUUGCUUGCUGUUGCCCAACCUUUAGUCUAUGCACAGCAUCAGCAGUUUAUAAAGCAAGUUUCUAGUAGACCUAGAAUUUAUUAUUAAUUGUGAAUGUGGGAGAGGAUUGUUGGCGGUUUUUUUGUUAAGGGUUCCAGUUGGAAUAAUUGUUUGAACAUGAUCAAUUUCAAAGCAGGUGUUAAUUUCUGACAUAAAUUGCGGUGAUAUUUUUGGAAAAAA